Messenger RNA from Sinocyclocheilus grahami, 945 nucleotides. RefSeq names its product olfactomedin-4-like. The coding region runs from base 1 to 945 and encodes 314 amino acids. NCBI's taxonomy places the organism in Eukaryota, Metazoa, Chordata, Actinopteri, Cypriniformes, Cyprinidae. The transcript has 5 exons. The record is from RefSeq and is a predicted model, not a curated record. Gene Ontology annotation, biological process: signal transduction.
AUGAAUCCGUCCUAUAUAUUCAUUUUGAUGAUUGCCAUCCCAUUAAGUUUCUCUCAGUCAGAAACAGGGAAAGAAUGUGUGUGCGAUCUAAAAAAUGUAGAUCCUCCUUUUCCUAAAGAUGAACUUACAAAAGUAGAGACCACAGCUUUGAAAUGCAUAGGGAGCAUCACUUCAGAAAAGAUGACAGACUUAGACAGACUUGUGUUGGGUCUACAACAACGUAUCAAGCAACUAGAGGAGAAUGUGGUCAAGCUAGAAAAAGAAAACAGCAAUCUGUAUGCGGCUGUGUCUCUGCGCAUCAUUGAGUUAGAGUUUGCCGAAAUUCAGGACCUCCUCAACAAACUCAACAGGACCACCAGCGAUUACCAUCAUCUAGGUGUACAGGCUGCAGCUCAGCUUGAAGAUAUGAAGCACACAAUGGUGGAGUUGGAGAAGUUUGACAAAAUGCAAGUGAUUAAAAAGUAUCGAGAGAACCAAAUCAAUAAGACUUUGGAACAGUGCAAAGAUGAGCUCAAGGCUUCAUCACCACCUCCUACAGUUUCCCCAGGACGGUGUGGUCUGGGUCAAAUGGUAAAUGUGGUGGGACCUAGAACGUAUUCCAUCACGGUAUACAGCACCUCCUACCCUUAUGGUGCUUGGGGUCGAGAUGCAAAACCUGCUCCAGGAGACGAGAACAAGUACUGGCUGGUGAUGCUGACAAGUAGUAACGUAUAUGGCCACUAUGUCCGACAGUACAGCACCUUGAGUACUCUUUUAUUAGGUAUAGGACCAAAAGAUACAUACAUAUCAAACUCCAAUCCCACAACAAACACAAUUCAGGGGCCAAACAUGGUCAUGUACGCCAAUGCGCUCUACUAUAACUGUUACAAUUCAUACUCCGUCUGUCAGUUCAACAUGACGACUCGUGCUAUCAGUACUGUGGCUUUACCUAGUGAUACAGGUUGA